GAAAUCCCACCAGAUCUAAUUGAUGAAAAAUAAGAUUGUGAGCUAUUCACAGGUUAUUGGUAUAAUACUGAAGAAGACAACUAAAAAGGUUUUUUUAAUAUGUACCAUCAACAAACACCGUUUGUACCAUUAGCAUCACAUUAUCAACCUUUUUUACGACCUGUUUUUCCUUUGCAAACGCAAUUUGUUCCACGGAUUCAUGCUACAGACAACGUAGAAUGUCUAGCUGGAUAUACCAUUGUCAGAUUGCUUGGUCAGGGAGGAUUUGGAAAAGUAUAUUUAGCCCAAGAUAAUAUAACCAAACGUUGUUAUGCAAUAAAAUGUACAACAGCAAAGAACCAACAGUCACAGUCAGAGUCGAUUGAGGAAACCUUGGUGCACGAAUACAACCUACUCAGACGGAUGUCGCAUCCAAAUAUAGUCACUUGUUAUAAUUUGUUACAUACAGGUGCUAAAUGGUAUUUGGUUAUGGAAUUUAUGGACAUGGGAUCCAUUAAGAGUGCAAUUGAACGAGGUGGACCUAUGCAAGAAAUGUAUGUGAAGUAUAUAACGAAGCAAGUAUUAAAAGGACUAGUAUUUCUUCAUUCAUUAGGAAUUGUCCAUAGGGACAUUAAAGGUUAG
Messenger RNA from Mytilus californianus (California mussel), 621 nucleotides. RefSeq names its product cyclin-dependent kinase 1-B-like. Gene Ontology annotation, cellular component: cytoplasm. Gene Ontology annotation, biological process: protein phosphorylation. Gene Ontology annotation, molecular function: ATP binding; protein serine/threonine kinase activity. The coding region runs from base 100 to 621 and encodes 173 amino acids. The record is from RefSeq and is a predicted model, not a curated record. Lineage: Eukaryota; Metazoa; Mollusca; Bivalvia; Mytilida; Mytilidae. The transcript has 5 exons.